Molecule: messenger RNA, 1497 nt
Organism: Ustilaginoidea virens
Lineage: Eukaryota; Fungi; Ascomycota; Sordariomycetes; Hypocreales; Clavicipitaceae
Exons: 2
Coding region: 1-1497 (498 amino acids)
Source: RefSeq, a predicted model, not a curated record
AUGAAGUCUCGUGCGAAGCUCAAGAUCCCGGAAUCAGUACAUGCUCCGCCUCUUUCGAGCGACGACGACGAAGAUGAUGGUCCAGCAGUGGGAGCCGAGUUAUCGGCAAAGAGUCAAAGAUCCAGCAAGAAGUCAGAAAUAGCUCUGCCCGAUAUUUCUGAGAGUUCAGGAGACGAAUUAGCACCCAGAGGUAAUAUCCGAGGAACGAAAUUCAGCAGACCAGGAGGAUCUACCGUCCAACAAAGACGGACGGGAAACAAGGGAACAGAGUCUCCUUACGAUGCCAAGAACGAUCGCAGUAAGAAGCGCAGGAUGGGGGAUAUUGGUAACGGAAAACGGACGAGAAAGUCUGAUGUCAGCCUCUCGGACUUGGCUGAACACCCGAAAGAUGAGAGAAUGCUUUCCAAAACAAAAAAGGUCAAGGCCACAUACAAGAGACGACCGAACAGCUCACAAGAGCAAGACACUGGGAAAGCAGGCAAGACUAGUAUCACUUCCCGCGAGUUGCAGGUCCCCGAUUCUCUCACGAGUCCUCGGAAGCAGACGGACCAGUUUCGAACCCCUUUAAGCCCAGAUUAUUCACCGUCCCCAGAUAAGGCCCCUAGUUCGAUCAGAAAAUUUUUAGAAAAUGUAGACAAAGGUGGCGAGGAUUUUCGUGUCCCAAUGGGCUCGUUGGAAAAGUCCUCGAAAAAUUUAGCCGUGGUUAAGAGGCGCUUGAAGAAGAAAAAACAGAAAACGAUACAAAGAUCUCCAUCGCCUCCUCCGGCAGUCUUCAAGUUGCCAGCCUCGAUUUCUAAAGUUGAGCUUCGGACCGAUAAAGGCGAUGCAGCAAGUACCGCUUGGAUAGACGGGGAAUCUGAUUCGGAAGGCGAAGAAGCAGAGUCGGUAAAUCUAGCUGGAAAAAACGCCAUCGAGACAGAGAUGCCCCCCACGGUAUGUCCGUGGUGUGGUGAAUCAGUCGAUAAGAAACUUCUCGACGACUUCUCCAAAGGGAAACGGCUGAACGUGAGGUCACAAACCAAGUUUUGCCAGAAGCACAAAAAGCAGACCGCUACAGAAGUAUGGCGAGAGAGGAACUAUCCUCAGGUGGAAUGGGACAGCUUGGACAAGCGCUUUACCUCGUACCGCAAAUUGUUACUUGACAUAAUCAACGGCGCUGCCUCCCACUUUCGUUCGGUUCACGAGAGGAAUAUAGAAGCUGGAAAAGCCAGAUCCAUGAAAAACGAGGACAACAUGAACCCGGGAUAUUAUGGCCCACGUGGGUUUAACCUGAUGUGCGACUACCUCGUCAACGAAUUUGGCGACUUGCUGAAGAAGAAGGCUGUUGACGACAGGGUGAUUGCGGGCAGGGGGUCGGCGGCUUUCAUUCAAACAGUUCUUGUGGCCGAGUUGGCUGUGCAGCUCAUCAUGGAAGAUAUGGGUGCUUCCGAGGAAGAUGCCAGAGCCAUCAUGGAGGAGAGCAAAGCGGUUGGGGAAUUGGUUCAUGAAGAUGAGUGA